UCCUUUCAUUGAUUUUUCUAACCCGAGGCCCCAACCAAAAACUUAGGAAAAAAUAAAAAAAUCAAGAAGAGAAGAAUAAGAAACUAUAGUAAAUGGAAAGUUCUUAUCCAAAAGGUCAGGUUAAGUCAAAAUAAAAAAGGAAAAGACGAUAGCUUGAACUGUGUGCCCUUGAACAAUGACGAUAGCUUUGUCGCCUGCAACUCCAGCAUACCAACGGCAACUCACCCACAAGCCUUUCUUUUGCUUUCUAGGUAAGUUUCGUACUUCUGGUAAUGUGGUAUCUUUGUCUGCCUCUGCGAAUUACGUGAGCUUACGGGUUGGAGCUAGUAGAUUGCAGCCUCCUGUUAAACACGCUUGGGGAAAGAGAAGAGGAAUUGUGAGGUGUGCAACCAUUGAAGAAAUAGAAGCUGAAAAAUCUUUGAUUGAGAAAGAUGUGAAAGAAAGGAUGGAAAAGACAGUUGAAACUGUAAGGUCAAAUUUCAACUCAAUAAGGACGGGAAGAGCUAGCCCAGCAAUGCUGGAUAAAAUUGAGGUGGAUUAUUAUGGCACUCCAGUCAGCCUGAAAAGCAUAGCGCAAAUUAGCACUCCGGAUGCAAGUUCUAUCUUGGUGCAGCCCUAUGACAAAUCCAGUUUAAAGUCUAUAGAGAAGGCUAUUGUUAACUCUGAUGUUGGUAUGACGCCAAAUAAUGAUGGAGAAGUAAUAAGAUUGGCUGUCCCCCAGUUGACAUCAGACAGGAGGAAGGAGUUAUCCAAAAUUGUUUCUAAACAGGCAGAGGAAGGAAAGGUAGCUAUAAGGAAUAUAAGAAGAGAUGCCUUAAAAGCUUAUGAAAAGCUUGAGAAGGAGAAAAAGCUUUCUGAAGACAAUGUGAAGGACCUAUCUAGUGAUUUACAGAAAGUGACAGAUGAAUACAUGAAGAAGAUUGAUACUGUCUUCAAGCAGAAGGAGAAGGAACUGCUGAAAGUUUGACAACAGUUCUGUUCAAUGUGUAUAUGGAGUUUGUGCAGUAAUGAUGCAUUGAAGGUUUACUUGGAACAAUAGGCUUGUCACAUGCCUUUGUAAAAGACUACCUUGAAUUCUUCAUUGUAGAAAUCACGUAAAGAUCACUCAGGAACUGGAAUGGUCCUUGUUAAUUUUGUUAGGACUUGUGUUUUUACUGGAAAAAACCUCCAAAAGAAGUUAAUCUGCUUGUUGCGACAUGAUUUGAGCUGCUGGAAUUUGUAACUACUGGAUCCAGAAUUAAAGUACUUGCUGAUGGUAGAAUAUCUACUCUCAAUUUCGCCGCUGUUAUCUCUUUAUUUUUUCAUGUAAAUCUGGGCUCUUUAUUUCCUCUUUGUAUAUAUUUGUUUAGCUUGAGUUGUUGACAUCUUGUUGUAUUUUGGUGUUAAAAGCUGCCUUCAUGUUGUGCCUAAACAAGUCUUGUUGAUGCGAAUCUUAGCCCCUCCCCAUUUAAGACC
This is a messenger RNA of Capsicum annuum, 1455 nucleotides long. Its product is annotated as ribosome-recycling factor, chloroplastic. Gene Ontology annotation, biological process: plastid translation. Gene Ontology annotation, cellular component: chloroplast. The record is from RefSeq and is a predicted model, not a curated record. NCBI's taxonomy places the organism in Eukaryota, Viridiplantae, Streptophyta, Magnoliopsida, Solanales, Solanaceae. The coding region runs from base 176 to 967 and encodes 263 amino acids. Gene Ontology annotation, molecular function: ribosomal large subunit binding. The transcript is spliced from 11 exons.